Messenger RNA from Thamnophis elegans (Western terrestrial garter snake), 3939 nucleotides. RefSeq names its product protocadherin alpha-5-like. The record is from RefSeq and is a predicted model, not a curated record. Gene Ontology annotation, molecular function: calcium ion binding. Gene Ontology annotation, biological process: homophilic cell-cell adhesion. Gene Ontology annotation, cellular component: plasma membrane. Lineage: Eukaryota; Metazoa; Chordata; Lepidosauria; Squamata; Natricidae. The transcript has 6 exons. Bases 1 to 2769 code for a protein of 922 amino acids.
AUGCUUACCUGGCCGAAGGGGCUGCUGCAGCUGCUUCUGCUCCACACCGCCUGGAAAAUGGGGAGCGGCCAGCUCCAUUAUUCUGUGCUGGAGGAAUCCCAGCACGGCACCUUUGUGGGCCGCAUCUCCCAGGAUUUGGGGUUGGAGGUGAGUGAGCUGGUGCCUCGGAUGUUCCGGAUGCUGUCCAAAGGAGAGAAGGACUAUUUUGAGGUAAACCUGCAGAAUGGGAUCUUGUUUGUAAAUUCCCGGAUAGACAGGGAGGAGCUGUGUGCCAAGAAUGCAGACUGUGUCCUUCAUCUGGAGGUGAUUGUAGAGAAACCUCUGAGGUUCUUCCAUGUGGAGGUUGAAAUCAAAGACAUUAAUGACAAUGCUCCCAUCUUCUCUACCAUGGAAAAGAUCCUGAGCAUAUCAGAACUGAUGACAGAUACUCGAUUCUCCUUAGAGGAAGCCUCUGAUGCAGAUAUUGGUACUAAUGCUGUGUUAACUUACAAGCUCAGCCAAAACAACCAUUUUGCUGUUGAUUCAGGAAAUGAUGAAGAUGAGAGUAAAUCUGUAGUACUUCUAUUGAAGGUUCCUCUUGACAGAGAGGAGAGCCCUGUGCAUCAUUUAGUACUGACAGCAACUGAUAGGGGUGAACCAAAACUCACAGGAACUGUUCAGCUAGUCAUCAAUGUGCUGGAUGUCAAUGACAACCCUCCUGUGUUUAACCAAUCUGUUUACAGGAUAAAGUUGCUAGAAAAUACAGCUAGUGGGUCAUUAGUUAUUACUCUGAAUGCUACAGACUUAGAUGAAGGGAUUAAUAGAGAAGUUUAUUAUUUUUUUAGUAAUAACCUACCACAAAAUGUCAGAAAUACAUUUAGUAUAAAUUAUAAUACUGGGGAAAUCAUAGUAAUUGGAAAGUUGGAUUAUGAAGAUAUUAGUUUCUAUGAACUUCAAAUUGUGGCAGAAGAUAAGGGUACUUUAUCUGCACAUUGUAAAGUUCUCAUUGAAGUAUUGGACAUAAAUGACAACAUUCCAGAAUUAUCUGUGAAUUCUCUCUCUGUGCCAUUGCCAGAGGACUCCCCUCCAGGGACUGUGGUAGCCAUUCUCAGUGCUUCUGACAGGGAUUCUGGCAACAAUGGACAAAUAAACUGUUUCCUGUGGCCCACUGGAGUACCCUUCAAACUCGAGUCCACAUUCAAGAAUUACUACUCCCUAAUUGUUGGAUCACCUUUGGAUAGGGAGCAGGUGGCUGAGUACAGGAUGGUUGUGACAGUGAAAGAUCAAGGCAUUCCACCACUGUCUUCUAGCAUCACCCUCUUGGUGCCUUUGAGUGACAUAAAUGACAAUGCACCUGCUUUCACACAGUCAUUCUACACGGUCUUUGUGAAGGAGAACAAUCCUCCUGGUGCUCACAUCUUCACAAUAUCUGCUGCAGACCCAGACAUAGCUGAGAAUGGUCUGAUCACCUAUUGGAUAGAUGAGAAGCUCUGGCCAUUGUCAAGCUACAUCUCUGUACAUUCGGAGAGUGGAAAACUUUAUGCUUUGCAGUCCUUGGACUAUGAGGAUCUGAAACUGCUGGAGUUCCAGGUGAGAGCCAAGGAUGCUGGACUUCCCUCCUUAUGUGGCAAUGCAACUGUUCAAGUCUUCGUGAUGGAUGAGAAUGACAAUGCACCUGUUGUGUCAAGAUCAUCAGAAGAGAACCUGAUUCUUCUAGUGGUCCCUUUGAUGCCUGGGCAUAUUGUAGGCAAGAUCCAUGCCUUGGAUGCAGAUUCUGGGUACAAUGCAUGGCUAAGAUAUGAAUUGGUUGAAGAAAGCAAUGGCUCAUGGUCAGUGGGACUGUAUAGUGGUGAAGUGAGUACCAAACAUUCUCUGGAUGAAUCAGAAGGAAGCAAAAUCCAGAGUGUGUUGGUUCUGGUGAAGGAUCAUGGGAAGCCUCAGCUCUCAGCCACAGCUACCCUGAGUGUUUCAUUGUUGACAAAUUCCCAGGCCAUCAGGACAGAUAUAUAUGUCCACCGAUCAGGGGAGAGCUUUUUGCCCCUGGUGGACUCGAUCAACGUCUAUCUGAUCAUUGCCAUCUGCUCUGUUUCCAGCCUCUUUUUGCUGGCUAUUCUCAUCUAUGUGGCCUUGCGAUGCCACUGCAAGCCAAAAGAAACCAUGGUUUAUGGCCCUGGUAUGGCCACCCUGGUCUGUACCAGUGGAGUGGGAAGUUGGUCCUAUUCCAAUCGUCACAGCCAUAUUCUGGCCGGAGUAAAUACAGAAUGUGGUGCCAAGAGUGACCUCAUGAUUUUCAGUCCCAAUGCUCCUGAGGGGCCAUCUACAAGUGACAAUCCAAAACCACCCAAUCCUGAUUGGCGUUAUUCUGCAUCUUUACGAGCUGGAAUACAAGGUGCUGUACAUAUGGAAGAGACAGGAGGCCUGCGUGUUGGAUCAGGAGCACCUGAGCAACAGUGGCCAACAGUAUCCAGUGCAACAACUGAACCUGAAGCUGGUGAAGUGUCCCCUCCAGUGGGAGCUGGCGUGAACAGCAACAGCUGGACUUUCAAAUAUGGGCCUGGCAAUUCCAAGCAGCCAGGCCCAAGUGAGUUGCCAGACAAGUUCAUUAUCCCAGGAUCCCCUGCCAUCAUCUCCAUUCGUCAAGAUCCACCAAAUAGCCAAACUGAUAAAAGUGACUUCAUAACCUUUGGCAAGAAGGAAGAGACCAAGAAAAAAAAGAAAAAAAAGAAGGGAAACAAGGCUCAGGAUAAAAAAGAAAAGACCAACAACACCACUGACAACAGUGAUCAGUGAGGGGUUUAUACUGAACAAUCGAUUAGCCAAUUUUUGCAAUUUGGAAGAGCUCUCCCAUGUAGCAACUCCCAACUUCUUCCUACUGUUAACUAAUUUUCUGUAUGUGCAAGACUUCAAAAAUCUGCAGGGAAUUCACAAUGUCUUUUGCUUAACAGGUUUUUUUCUUGAAAGCUUUAUCACACCUGACAUUAACUAUUAUUCUCUACCCUGUCUUAUUUUCAGAUUAUUAAAAAAAGCAGAUUUGUUUCUUUUCUCCUACUCUGGAAAAAGAAACUUUUCACAACAUAGCCCAAGCAAAAUUGGAGUCUGUAACCCUAUCCUGAUGACAUAUAUGGGGGUGGAGAGUUAAACAGUUUUGUUAUUGUGCACCCUGUAACUGACUGAAAACUCCUUGCACUGAUGGCUGGCUGGGUGAUGCAAGGUCAGGUUAAUAUGAUGCAAAAGCACUCAUAAAACAUGAACAAAUUACUUGUUAAAUCAAUGUGCCCGGAGAUCUACCUUAAAUUUGUGAUUAUUUUGUAUUCCAUCAGAUUUAUUCAUGUAUGUUGUGAGUGCAAGCUUUUCUAUAUUUUAUAUGCACACUCCAGCAAAAAAAAAACCAAGUUUAACUCAGACAACUCAUAUGAGAAACCAUGAGGUAUGUCUGCUUCCAAGCCAUUGACCAUAUUGCCGCAACAAGGCCUUUGAUCUCCUAGCAAGGAUGUCCCUCAGGGAACGUCUGCAUGGCAACCUCCCAGAUCCUUGACUCUCUAGUGUAGAGCUAAACAAGGUGUGUGGAAAAUCUCCCUCUUGGGGAAAAAAAAACACAAGUAACUUUGGAGAGUGGGGAUUCCUUAUUCCUAUCUUGUAUGCAGCUGUGUGGAUAGAAGUGUCUAUAAUCCAGACAACUGAAUGUCCCGCUGGGGACAUUGUCCAAGGCUGUUAUGAAACCACCAUGCUGAAAAGCUCUCAGAGUUUAACAAAGGAAUUAAGGGCUGGCAUCUCAGGAAUGUAAAUGACUGUGAUGUUUCCUUUAUGCCCUUGUUUCCACUCUAUUUAACAUUCCUUUGCACAGAGCAUCUCUGAAAAUAUCAGAGUAUUUCCAUAAAACAUAUGCAAAAAUAUAGAAGGAAGUAGUCUUAUCCAUGCUAUUAGUGAUUUAAUAUAUUUAUAAAGGGAGAAUAGCUGUAA